Messenger RNA from Durusdinium trenchii, 1755 nucleotides. The record is from the annotation of a GenBank genome assembly. Lineage: Eukaryota; Dinophyceae; Suessiales; Symbiodiniaceae.
AUGGACAAGCCCGGAGACGAGCUGACCUUUCUGAAGAGAACUCAUAUCCUGAAGGAUAACAUGAUGCUGAUUCAACCACAUCCCAAGCACUUCGCACAGCUCUACGAGAUUGUGGGCAUCACUGGCAAGCACACCAAGAAGUUUGCAGGACAUGCGGAAAUGGAUGCGCCACACAACUCCAAAGAGUUGGACUCUGACCAGGCAACGCAGUUCAGACGAGUGUUCACAGAUGCCGAUUGGGCAUCAUCUCGAGAGAACAGACGAAGCAUCAGUUCUGUUUGUCUGAUGUUUGGAGGAGCCCUGUUGCACUCGUGCUCCAGAACGCAAAAGAUAGUAGCUUUGAGCUCUGCUGAGAGUGAACUCUACGCAGCGUCCUCGGGAGCUUGCGAUGGAUGUCUGAUUGAGAAGAUUUUGGAAUGGAUUCUGAAAGUCCCCAAGGUGAGGAUGAUCCUGUAUAUGGAUUCCUCCGCGGCCCGAGCUGUGAUUGCUCGGAAAGGGGUCGGAAAGAUUCGGCGCCUCAGCUGCCGAGUACUUUGGCUUCAACAACACCUUUCCACAGGCCAGAUGGAGGUGGCGCCUGUGCCUGGACCCAAGAAUCCUGCAGAUCUAGGCGCCAAGAGAUUGAGCCACAAACGGCUGGUAAGCCUGAUGAGAAUGAUUGGCUUCUACGACAUGGACAACGACCAUUUGUUGACCGAUGACACCAUACUCCGCGAGGAAGCGCGGCAGUUGAACCAAAGCGCAGUCCGCGCAUUGAACGCCUUGAGCCUACUCAGUGGCAUGGCGCUCCAAGGGUGUCAAGAUGGAGGACAAUGUGAAGAUGGCAAUGGAAGCAGCAAUAACUUUAUGUGGGAAACGUGGAGGAUUACACUCUUCCAGAUGGGCAUUGCAAUGCUUGGCAUCAUCGGGAUGAUCCUCUACAAGAAGUUCAUUCGUCGUGGACAACUUGCAGAAGAAGCUUUUCAUGAAGCUCUACUUGAAGAACAAAGCCGACGUGAAGAAGUUCCACAACUUCAUCGAGAACCUCAUGAACCAGAAGAACACGGACUACCUCACCGAUACCCUCAAGAUGAAGAACCGUAUCCUCACGACUGUGAUGACAUGGAAGUCGAUGAAGAGCCCUUCAACGUGUUUGGUGUCAACGCAGCCAGUAGACCUGCACCUAGCAGCUUCGCACCAAGGCCUACAAGUGCGCAAACCCUUCAUGGUGAUGAAGAACUUGCAGAGGAGGAUAACCUCACAGAAGACGACAAUGACAGUAUGAGCGUUGACACGGAGCAGAUCCUGGACUUUGGUGAGCGCGAAGAUGACUUCAUCAACCUCACUGAGGAAGAGUACGACAGCUACAGGACAAGACUUCUUGUGGAAGUCCGUGGCGUCGAGCAAUACCUGAUGAAGCUCAACCGGAAAGUGAGAAGGGAGAUGGAAGACCUUGAUCCCAGGAACGUUUUCUAUGAGGACAUCAGGAGUCAGAUGGUAAGUGGCCUCAGGGAGAUCAUGGCGAUGCAAAGAGAUGUCAUGAACGAAGGCCAAGCAACAUGUGCCCGUGUGAUUCGCUUCUUGCACGCCAGGCACCGCUACAUCCAUAACCGCCCACCUGGUGACAGUGAUGCAAGCAUGGAUCAAACCUCUGACCCAGAAGGCUACGCAGCAGUCACCUACGGAUGGGCAAGCGACAACACUCCAUCAAGCUGUGAGGAACACGCCAUGGAGAUCACUCCUACUGGAGCGAGUGGUGCAGCUGAUGGAAGCUGA